AUGGUGCUGGCACCACCGCUAUCCUCGUUGGCCCAUCACGCCCACCACCACUCAGUGACGCUGGUGGUGCUGCUGCAUCCGCUGGAAUUCUCCCUGCCCCACCGUCCCGGGCUCGAGUACCAGAGCCAAUACUACGACCAGACUCAUUAUAGCCCAUCUCAGCCUCCGCUGCUGAUCGCCAGCUACAGCUAUAACCAAAACGUGUCUCCCGUGCAAGGCCAGUCUCAGUAUUCAUCCAACUACGAGCAAUUCACGCCGGUUAAGUCGUACCAACGGUCUCAGCCGCCUAAUUUGGGCCACAAGGCCAACCAGCUUCUGAUCUCAAGUCACAUGGGUCUUUUUAGUCUUAGUGACAAGAAAUUGGGGUCACCCAGCCAGGCUGGCGUUCCCGCCAUGCCUCAGUCUUACCCAUUCCCGCCACCUUUGCUUCCCCCGCAAACAAUUCCAUCGCUGCAACCUCAAGCUUCGGCAAACUCGCUUUCGGGGAUAAUUGACGAGUUGAUGUUGAAAUUAACUCUGGUUGAUGCCGGCAACAUCAAUAACUAUCUCCUUGCCGUGAUGCAUAAGUUGCUGCAAAACCCUCAGAUACCUAUCGAUGACUUUUACAACAUCUUGUACAAUACUGAGCCUAACCAACCUGUGCCGCGGGUGUUACCACCGGAUGAACGCGUCGAUAAGACGUUCGUGAAUCCGGGACUGACUGAUGGCGUCAUUGACGUGAUUAACCAAAUUCUCAACGUCUUUAAAAGUCCGAAUAUGUUGGUCGAUAUGUUUCCCGAAUUGAUCAAUAAGGAGAACAAGUUGAUGCUGAUUAAUUAUCAUGAAUUGUUGCGUACGUUUCUUGCGAUCAAAAUCCUUUUUGACAUGUUGAUUGAAAUGCCACAAGGUGAUAAGGAGCCGCUGCACUACACCAUCCCACGGUUGCUGAUCUACAAGACUUAUUAUAUCAUUUGUCACAAGCUCAUCUUGGGGUAUCCUCUGUUGCUGAACACGGUGGGAGAGCAACAGAAACUCAUUUUGGGCCAGCUGAAACUCGGCAAACUCAUCAAGUUAGUGUAUCCCGAGUUGGUCAUCAAACGUUUAGGACUGCGUGGUGAGUCCAAGUAUAACUAUUUGGGCGUAAUCUGGAACGACAAAAUUGUUGACCACGAAAUGAAGGAGUUAUGCGACCAGAACGAGCUCCCGGAGCUUACUCAUAUUUUCAAUAGUCAGGCAGCGCUGGCGCGGGUCGCUAGUCCUGAAAAGAGUCGUCCACGUAUCAAGCCCAAGCAAGAGCCGUUUGAUGAUUUUAGCUACCAUUUGCCUCAACCACCCCCGGUACCAGCAGAGCAACCCUCGUUGAACGCCGAACCAUUGGUUCGAGGGCCAACAUUGUCAUUUAUCAAGCCUUACUCCAAAUACCCCCUUGAUGAUGUAUUCACCAUUCUUGAUGAUGGGCAGCCCAAUUGGUUCCACAAGUUGGCUCAUCGACUUUACGCUCUGGUCCCCAUUAUUCUGCAACAAGUUAUCCAUCAGGUUUUCCUUUCUAGUGAAAAUUUAGCAUCGAAGCUGCAGUUGCUUACUAAUUUCAUUGAGUUGGUCGUUAACCCAAUUAAUGCUAAAGCUGCUUCAGGAUCUUCUAUUGAAACCAACACUGACCUCAAGGUGUAUCUCAUGAUUAUUAUUGAGUUAUUGCCAUAUUUGUUGUUGAUCAAGCUGGAUGACGUAAACAUUAAUUUCCUCAAAAACUUACGUCUCAACCUUUUACAUUUGAUCAAUCACUUGCAUGGCCAGUUACGUAACGAUGAAGGUAAUGUUUUCAAGCAGGAAAAUUCAACGAUUUUCCUCAUAAUGCUCAAGAAGCUUAUUAAUUUGAAUGAUCUCCUAAUCACGUUUAUCAAGCUUAUAAUUAAGCCGAACGUCAAACUGAUCAUGCUGGUGGACAUUGAGAAUUUCUUAACAAUUCAUCAGCAACCGGAUACCCAGGUUCCCGUCGAUGAUGACCUGUUCUUUCUCAACUUAAGUCAACGUACUGCAUUUCUGGAGGGCAACUUUUCGUUCAGACUGGACAUUUUGCUGAACGAUUUGGUGUAUACGCUUAUUGGGUACAACUUUGAUCCAAUUCUGGGUGAACCCAAGCUGGUACCGCCUCCGCUGCAACUGUUGCUGAUGAAUUUCAUCAAUCAGGAGAUCAGCAUUAUUGAUAAGUUUUUUAAGCAUGACCUUUUGGCAUUUUUGAAUGAAUCGCUGUCGGAAGAGUCCGGUGAGAAGACCGACAAGGAACUGAUUUUGACUCGCAAGGAGCUCAAAAAAUUAUUGCUGCUCAUCAAUUUGAUUGACAAGCAAUUGUUACUGAACCACUUUAAAGCCAAGUACCCCAUUCUCAUCUACAAUAAUUUCAUCAACUUCAUUCUUAAUGAUAUUUUGAAAUUCAUUUUCUUGAAGCAACAACAAUUGCUGUUACUGCGAGUCCAACGCAGUGAUGAUGGAGAUGAUGAUGGCGGUGGCUCAAAUUCGUUCGGCAAUUGGUGGGUGUUCAACUCCUUCAUUCAGGAGUAUAUCAGUUUGAUGGGUGAAAUCGUCGGUUUGCAUGAUUCUUUAUGA
Molecule: messenger RNA, 2583 nt
Organism: Diutina rugosa
Lineage: Eukaryota; Fungi; Ascomycota; Pichiomycetes; Serinales; Debaryomycetaceae
Gene: RFX2
Product: Rfx2p
Exons: 1
Coding region: 1-2583 (860 amino acids)
Biological process (GO): regulation of DNA-templated transcription
Molecular function (GO): DNA binding
Source: RefSeq, a predicted model, not a curated record